Molecule: messenger RNA, 1561 nt
Organism: Vitis vinifera (wine grape)
Lineage: Eukaryota; Viridiplantae; Streptophyta; Magnoliopsida; Vitales; Vitaceae
Product: delta(7)-sterol-C5(6)-desaturase
Exons: 3
Coding region: 511-1329 (272 amino acids)
Biological process (GO): lipid biosynthetic process
Molecular function (GO): iron ion binding; oxidoreductase activity
Source: RefSeq, a predicted model, not a curated record
UUAGGCACUACUCAACAGUACCAAUUUGGUUGACCCAAUCGACCCUUGAUCAUUUGAAAAUUUCAAAAAAGGUACCUAAGUGACUCAUUUGAUGGAUACAUCUCAAUAAUUAACAACAUUUAGGGAAAAAAACAUGGGAUAGGCAUGGUGAAAAUGUACAAGUUGUAUCUAAAUUAAAGUCUAGAAAGCCAUAAUUAACAUGAUAAGUUUUUUAAAAUAUUAUUGUUGUUUUCAAAAAUCUUCCAUUUGCAAUCUCAAACAACGAUAUGCUUUAAGGUUGAAGACAAAAUUAUGAAUAUUUUACUUUGAAUUGAAACAGGAAAAGUGUCCUUUGAAAAUUACUAAGCACUGAAAAAGGGGUUUUCAGUAUUUGUAUUUGUAUGACUUUUGGGAGGAAUUAGAUGCCACAUAUCAUAGAGCGUCCAUCGCUUUGUUCACUCUUAAUCAUUCACUCCUCUGCUUUGACAUUUUCCCUUCUUCACCAAAUCUGUGUCCGGUUAUCCUCAACAAAUGGAAGAAUACUUGCAGCUUUUCAAGAAUGAAACCGAUUUCUAUAACCAAAUUCUGCUGGGAAGUCUGUUGCCUGAAAACAUAUGGAGAUCUCUACCUCAUGUUUGCAGGACAUGGUUGAGAAACUAUGUUGCAGGAGUCUUAAUUUACUCCAUUACUGGAUUUUUGUGGUGUUUCUACAUUUACCACCUCAAACGGGAUGUUUAUAUUCGUGGAGCAGGUGCCAUACCCUCAAUGAAGACCAUUGUUUUGCACAUUAAAGUUACCAUGAGGAGCCUGCCCUGGUUCGCUGCUCUCCCAACAUUUUCAGAGUAUGCAGUUGAAAGAGGGUGGACAAAGUGUUUUUCAAGAAUAAGUGAAGUUGGCUGGUUUGCCUACUUGGUGUACAUCAUGGCGUAUAUUGCUGUUGUGGAGUUCCUAACAUAUUGGGCUCACAGAAAGUUGCAUGACAUCAAACCCCUGUACAAGUAUCUUCAUGCGCAGCAUCACAGUUACAACAAGCAGCACAAAAUUUCUCCUUUUGCCGGCUUGGCUCUUCAUCCUUUGGACGGUAUAGCUCAGGGAGGGCCCCAUGAGAUAGCAAUCUUCCUGGUGCCAACCCAUUUCACAACUCACCUCACUGUUGUAUUCUUGGGGGCCAUAUGGUCUGCAAAUAUUCAUGACUGCAUUGAUGAGAAGAUGUGGCCGCUAAUGGGAGGGGGUUAUCAUGUAAUACAUCAUUUGUCAAACCGCCAUAACUAUGGUCUUUACACAAUAUGGAUGGAUUGGAUGUUUGGAACUCUCUCUCAUCCUGUUUCCAACCCAACCAAGCCAAACUGAGGAACUUGCCCGUCCUUCUGUUUUUCAAACUUCUAUUGCCCAUCUUCCCCUCCUGAUUGUGAAAUUUUUAUUGUAUCUCCGUUGAAAUGUUUUCUUGAUACACAUUGGCUUCUCUAGAAGAAUUGUAUGGUUGUUCAAAAUUUUCAGCUUGAUGCAACACAAACUUGUUCAAACUGGAAUUUCAACCAAUAUUAAUCCUGAAUUUCAACAUUAAUACUUCUCAGAUGGGCAA